AUGGCGGCAAGAAAACUGCAACAAGAAGUAGACAAGUGCUUCAAGAAGGUGGCCGAGGGCGUCGCCGAGUUUGAAGCCAUCUACGAGAAGAUUGAGCAGUCGAACAACCCCGCACAGAAGGAGAAGCUCGAGGACAACCUGAAGCGCGAGAUCAAGAAGCUGCAACGGUUGCGCGACCAGAUCAAGACAUGGGCUGCCAGCAAUGACAUCAAGGACAAGGCUCCCUUGCUGGACCACCGGAAGCUGAUAGAAACGCAAAUGGAGAAGUUCAAGGCCGUGGAAAAGGCCAUGAAGACCAAGGCCUACUCCAAAGAAGGCUUAUCAGCGGCGGCCAAGCUUGACCCCAAGGAGCAGGCCAAGGUGGAGGCAGGCGAGUUCCUCAGCAACAUGGUUGACGAGCUGGAGCAGCAGAUCGAAGCCCUGGAAGCCGAGAGCGAGACGAUACAAGCGACCAUGAAGAAGGGCAAGAACCAAGGGGCCAAAGCCGACCGAAUGGCCGAGAUCGAUCGGAUAAUCGAGCAGCACAAGUGGCAUCAGGGGAAGCUGGAGCUUAUCCGGCGGUCGCUCGAAAACGGAGGCGUCGACACGGAUCAGGUCAACGACCUCGAGGAGAGCAUCCGCUACUACGUCACGGACGGCAUGAACGAGGACUACAUGGAGGACGAGGCCAUGUACGACGACUUGGCCCUGGACGAGGACGAGGGCGCGUUCGGCAUGGCCCAGGACAACGAGAAGAGCUCGUCGCAAGACACGCAAUCGGUACAGGAGGAGGCUCCGGCGCCCGAACCCGAACAACCACCAGCAGCGGCAGCGACGACGGCAGCAGCACCGAAACCCACGUCACGGAAAGCGCAGAAGGAUCCCGAGGUCGCCAGCGGCAGGAAAGGUUCCGUCCAGUCCAAAUCGCCACUGCCCGCAUUGGCCACGUUACACACCCCGCUGUUGUCGGCCAUCAGCAAUGGGAGCACAAGCGGGCCGGCCAUGAAGCCUGCGUCGCUGCCGACGCGACCAGCCGGCGAGGGCCUCAAGUACGCAUCGGCAGCGGCGGCGGCGGCAGCGAGCGACAAGAAUGUGGGCAUCGCCCCGUUACCUCCGCCACCAGGUUCAGCACCCGUAAGCAUAUCACCGCUGCCGUCGCAAGCCAAGACGAGCGCAACGAGCUCCCCCGCGAGCACCUCGGUCCAGCCCGUACCGCCACAACAACCCGAGCCCAAGCAGGCCCCCAUGGCCGGCCCUCCUCCUGCGGAGGCAGAGCCGACGAGCUCGCGCGCGUCAAGAAAGGCCAAGGCCGCCGGCAAGCAGCCCGCAGGCACCGAGCGGUCAGGGACGCCGACUGCGUCUCAAACGAACGGCGCCACGAACGGCGUCAAGAGGACCCCGGAGAGUUCCGAGGAAGAGUGCAUCUACCAUUUGCCAGCUGCACUCCAGGAUCUGGUCGACUCUUACGAGGCGACUCGAGGGCGGCCGGUCGUCCCCUCUUCCGCGGCCGCCAUACGGCUCAUGUCGGCUAGCCAGAUGACCAGCCCUGACAACAUCGACGCGGAGGUCCCGCGGACUUACCGGCCAGACGUGCCUGUGCCGCCGACAGGCUCAGGAUUCCCCAGGGAGCCGUUGCCCAUCUUCGACGACCCGCGGCUCUACUCCCGCAUCGACCCCGACACGCUGUUCUACGUCUUCUACUACAAGCAAGGAACGGCACAGCAGUACCUGGCCGCCAAGGCGCUCAAGGACCAAAGCUGGCGGUUCCACAAGCAAUAUCAGACAUGGUUCCAGCGUCACGAGGAGCCCAAGAACAUCACCGAGGAGUUUGAGCAGGGCACCUACCGGUUCUUUGACUAUGAGAGCACAUGGAUGAACCGACGGAAGGCAGACUUCAAGUUUGCGUACAAAUUCCUCGAGGACGACAUUUGA
Purpureocillium lilacinum is the source of this 1911-nucleotide messenger RNA. Lineage: Eukaryota; Fungi; Ascomycota; Sordariomycetes; Hypocreales; Ophiocordycipitaceae. The record is from RefSeq and is a predicted model, not a curated record.